AUGAUGAACGGCCAGAGCCGCCAGGCGGACCGCGAGCGCAUUGAUAGACUCGCCAAAGCUACCGGAAGGAAGUUUUGGGAGGUCCAGGACGAGGUCGACGCGCGCGACUACCGCCCCACCAAACAAGCGAAGCUCUGGUCCGAGAACACGGGCCAGCACUACCCCGGUUUUGCGGACGAGCCGUCCAACCAACCAAAACCUAAACAAGUGACCAUUCCCAAGGUGAAGCGGGAUGUCGUGGUCGGCCCGCGCGGCGAGCGCAAGACCAUGUCCGACGAAAAAUACAAGGCGGAGCUCGACGCGCAGCGGAAGCGGGCGCAGGCCCUGGCGUACUUGGAGCAGGGCGACGACGGCGUGCCCGACGACUGCUUACGGGGCCGAGCCGCGGAGAAGCGCAAGCGAGAAAAGAUGUCGCAGCUCGAGAGGACUCGAGACAACACGCUGAAGCAGGUUGCUGGUAGAGAACGGGACGAGGCCUACAAGGAGCUGCAGCACAAGUUACUAGGCGUGCAGGCGCAACUACGCAAGGCCGGGUCGUUGGUGAGGCAGGAAGCGCCGGCGGUCAUGGUGCCGUCCGCAACACCGACGGCUCCGGUGGCGCUGCCGCCGGGCUGGAGCUCGCGCGUCCAUCCCUCGUCGAACCAGGUCUACUACGUCAAGGACGCGACCGGGGAACGGCGGUGGGAGCCGCCUACACACGCAAAUGAUGCGGGCGACGGCGCGACGCGCCGGCCGGAGGGACCGAAGCCGCGGCCCCAGCCGCACCCUGCCUUGGCGGCCGCUCAGAAAAAGAAGAGGGACAAGUCCCAGAUCGACCCCCUCGACCCGCUCGGCCUGAGCGGCGGCCGCUACUCGGACGGGCUCCACCACAAGGGCGAGCGCAUGGCCGACUCGACGGCGUCGGGGCCGCUCUGGCAGCAGCGGCCCUACCCCGCGCCGGGAUCGGUCCUCAAGAUGCGGGGCCCGGGCGUGCGCGAGGGCUCGAGCAUCGGCCCGCAGCGGCCCGGCGCGCCGCGCGGCCCGCCGGCGCGCAUGAUGCCGCCCCAGGCGAGGAGAAGGCGGCCGCCGCCUCCGCCGCCCCCGCCGCGCGCGAGCGGGCCGAGCCUGCCGCCGGGCCUGAAGCGCGGGGGAGACCUGCCGCCGGGCCUCGGCGGGCGGCGCUGA
Molecule: messenger RNA, 1164 nt
Organism: Pelagomonas calceolata
Lineage: Eukaryota; Pelagophyceae; Pelagomonadales; Pelagomonadaceae
Source: the annotation of a GenBank genome assembly